Macrobrachium nipponense is the source of this 492-nucleotide messenger RNA. Its product is annotated as proline-rich protein HaeIII subfamily 1-like. Bases 1 to 492 code for a protein of 163 amino acids. Lineage: Eukaryota; Metazoa; Arthropoda; Malacostraca; Decapoda; Palaemonidae. The transcript has a single exon. The record is from RefSeq and is a predicted model, not a curated record.
AUGGCAGGUUUCUGCCAGCGGCUGGGGAAGCCGGGCCUGAGGUAUGGACCACCCCCACAGAGGCUGAAGGAAGGCCAAAGGAAUCCUGAUCUAAUCCCAGCACCCAUGGAGGGAAUCAAUCCAUCCUCAAGAGGCUGCUUCCACCCCCCGGAGGAAGGCAGCGGUUUACCUUGCCAGGAUGGGGAAGCGGGGGCCAUGAGGAUGGGGACCCACCCACAGAAGGCUGAAGGCCAAAGGGAAUCCCGAUCAAUCAAUCAGCCCAUGGAGGGAACAAUCCUCCGAUCAGAGGCUGCUUCCCCUGGAGGAAGGCAGGUUUACCUGCCAGGCUGGGGGAAGCAGGGGCCCCCCCCCCCUGAGGGAUUGGACCCCACCACAGAGAGGGGAGGCCCCCCCUUUGAAGGUCCAAAGGGAUCCCCGAUCCAUAUCCAGCCCAUGGAGGGCAGAACUGAGGAAGUGUGGGCCUUGAGGAUCGGACCCACCACAGAGGGCUAG